Molecule: messenger RNA, 275 nt
Organism: Cariama cristata (Red-legged seriema)
Lineage: Eukaryota; Metazoa; Chordata; Aves; Cariamiformes; Cariamidae
Gene: RHEX
Product: chromosome unknown open reading frame, human C1orf186
Exons: 2
Source: RefSeq, a predicted model, not a curated record
GGAGCAGCGAGACGUCUUCAGAGACCUCGGAGGACUCGGACAGCAGCCCUGCCUGCCCGCAGGUACGGCCAACUUGCUCAGAAGAAAACCUCAAUUACACGUCCCUGGUCUUCCCGGGGAAAGGCCGCAGGCCGGGCUCCACCGGGGACUACGAGAACAUGAAGGCUCGAGCGGACUAUGUCAACGUGGACCCGAAGAAGAGGAAAGUGGAUUUCUGGCCCUGCUCCAGCCCCGUGGCAUCCAAGACCAUCGAGUACACCGAGAUGAAGCUGUGA